GGGCCGAGUGGCCAUGAUGUACCUGUUUUCAAUCUGCAAUUCCUUACAGGGGUUCUUUGUGUUUCUGUUCCACUGCUUGAUGAAGGAGAACGUGAGGAAGCAGUGGAGAAUCCAUCUGUGCUGCGGACGUUUUAGAUUCACCGAUAACUCAGACUGGAGCCGCUCUGUAACGGUGUGCGGCCGCUCCGAGAAAGGCAAUCUCAUUAACUCUGAUUCAGUUGCCUCGGACAACACCUCGUCCCUCAGAUCACCGACACCGCCACAAAACCACCAUCACGACAACAACACCAGGGGACAGGACUGAGGCUACGGCAGGGAGAGGUCAAAUCAUCCUAUUUGUGGAGAGUUGCACACGUCACCUUCAGAACUUCUUCACCUUAAAUGUCAGCAGAAAGAACUGAACACUGAUGGUUAGCUUAAUUUAAAUUAAAUAAGUCUUGUUUGUAAAGUUCAUCUUGUGUACCGUGUUUU
Nematolebias whitei (Rio pearlfish) is the source of this 471-nucleotide messenger RNA. RefSeq names its product adhesion G-protein coupled receptor G6-like. Bases 14 to 304 code for a protein of 96 amino acids. Lineage: Eukaryota; Metazoa; Chordata; Actinopteri; Cyprinodontiformes; Rivulidae. Gene Ontology annotation, biological process: adenylate cyclase-activating G protein-coupled receptor signaling pathway. The transcript has 3 exons. Gene Ontology annotation, molecular function: G protein-coupled receptor activity. The record is from RefSeq and is a predicted model, not a curated record.